Lampris incognitus (smalleye Pacific opah) is the source of this 3093-nucleotide messenger RNA. It is a transcript of the gene neurl1b, whose product is annotated as neuralized E3 ubiquitin protein ligase 1B. Gene Ontology annotation, biological process: ubiquitin-dependent endocytosis. Gene Ontology annotation, molecular function: ubiquitin protein ligase activity. NCBI's taxonomy places the organism in Eukaryota, Metazoa, Chordata, Actinopteri, Lampriformes, Lampridae. Gene Ontology annotation, cellular component: early endosome. The record is from RefSeq and is a predicted model, not a curated record. The transcript has 6 exons. The coding region runs from base 164 to 1882 and encodes 572 amino acids.
GCAGCUUGGGCUGGAGAUACGAGGAGCGCGUCCACGGUCCGGCGCAAUAGGGAUCGCUGUUCAAGCCCAUCGCACCGUGUGCCAGAGGAUCAAUGGAUGGACGGGGACACAUUGCAUUACGAAUUAACUUGUCACGCGGCGGUGCGAGGAAUUACGGGCUGUAAUGGGGAAUACGACGCCUAAACCGUUAAUAGAUGCAACUCUGCAACCCCGCCCGGUGGCAAGCAGACCAUAUUACAGCCUGCCCAAUGGUGGGGCAGGUGUGGAAAGAAGGACGUCUGUUCCUCCAGUCAGCAUCGGUCUCGAGUCGCCUCGCUUCCACCCCCAUGCCAAGGGCAAGAACAUCAGACUGGAUGGCCAGCUACGCCGUGCCACACGAAAAAACAGCUUCUGCAAUGGCGUCACCUUCAGCCACAGGCCUGUCCGCCUCUAUGAGAAGGUGCGCCUUCGUCUCACUGGAGUGCACACCGGCUGGAGUGGAGCACUACGCUUCGGUUUCACCAGCCUGGACCCCAGCGAUCUGGCUUCAGCGGACAUCCCCAAAUAUGCCUGUCCAGACUUGGUGACACGGCCUGGCUACUGGGCCAAGGCUCUGCCUGAGAGAUUAGCCCUAAAGGACAAUGUGCUGUCCUUCUGGGCUGAUCGCCACGGCAGAGUUUUCUACAGUAUCAAUGAAGGGGAGCCCAUUCUCUUCCACUGUGGGCUCAGUAUUGGCUGUCCUCUCUGGGCUAUCAUAGACAUUUAUGGCAUCACUCAGGAGGUCACACUACUCGAGAGCACGUUUGCUGAAAGUGUGGCCUCCAGCUGUUUGAGUGCCGCCCGUCUGAGUGCCUAUCUGCCUCAGAGUAGCCACGACUCAGCCAACUACAACAACAACCAGCUGGAGAAUAACCAGGCGGCUGCCGCCAAGAUGGCUAACCUCCAGCUCAACAACUACAGUCAGCUUAUCGCCUGCUGCUCUUCCACAUCUUCCACCUCCUCCUCAUCUGCCUCCACUGCCUUCAGCCUCCCCCGGGCAACCCGGGGCCUCCCAUCCUCUCUGGACAAUGACUUGCACUUUCACCCCGUCCGUGGCUCCGACGUGAUCCUCUCUGCCGACCGCUCCGCUGCCUGCAUCCACUUCCUGGACAGUAGCCGGACUCUGGUGUUCAGUGAUCGGCCGCUGCACAUGGGCGAGACUCUGUUUGUAGAAGUGGGCCAUCUGGGCCUGCCCUACUUUGGGGCUCUGUUGUUUGGUUUGACGUCUUGCGACCCGGCCAGCCUGCAUGCUGUGGAUCUACCAGCAGACCCAGAGGUUCUCCUGGACCGUAAAGAAUACUGGGUGGUUCACCGAGGCUUCCCCAUGCCUUGUUCUGGGGACAUCCUCAGUUUCAGUCUGCUACCGAAUGGAGAGUUGCACCAUGGCGUGAAUGGGACUGGUCGUGGCAGGCUACUCUGCGUGGAUUCCUCCUUGGUCCUGUGGGCUUUUUUCACCCUCCAUGGAGCGGUCAACAGACUCAGGAUACUAGGGACUCAGCAGUCCAGUCCUCCCUCCUCCUCCUCCAGCAGUUCUCAGAGCAGCAGCCAAGACGACAGUGACUCAGAUCUGGCUUUCAGCGUCAACAGAUCCUCCUCUGCCUCUGAAUCUUCACUGGUGACUGCUCCCAGCUCCCCUCUCAGUCCUCCCGUCUCUCCCACUCUCUCUGCCUCAGAGUUGCCCUCCUCUGGGAAAAAUGGGGAAUGCACCGUGUGCUUCGACCAGGAGGUGGACACGGUUAUCUACACCUGUGGGCACAUGUGUCUGUGCAAUGACUGCGGGCUCAAACUCAAGAGACAGAUCAACGCAUGCUGCCCAAUAUGCCGGAGGCCCAUCAAAGAUGUCAUCAAGACAUAUCGGCCAUGAUCUCUCACACACACACACUAAAACGUCCUAGGUGCUGGGAUUUUGAUCUCAUGCACACCGACACCACCUGCCCUGCCUUCUCAGGCUAGGCUGGACAUGGAUUCAAACCUCCAUCCAGAGUUUAGUCAGCCCUGGUUGUAUCUGUGCCUAAAAGUUUUAGUUUAGAAAUGACCUCAGUGAACACUGCACCUGAACCAACUGCUUCACGAGGAACCAAAUCACCAGAAAUAGACUGGGCUUAACUUGCCAGGAUGAUGUGGGAGCUUAAUCACAAUAUAAACUGCCUAUACAGUAGAUGGCUCCCAUUUCAUUACUGAAGCAGGGUUCUGGCGUGGAAAAAGGCCUUUCCACUUGUUAUUUUCUACUCUCUCGUCAUGUCACAUCUGAAAUAUAAAUGUUGAGCAGAUUGGGCUCUCUGCUGUGAAUAUUUUUGUUCUUAUACCCUCAUCUGUCCAAAAUCUGUCUGUGCUUCAGCAGGAUAUGCUGAGUGUUGUAGUUGUCUUGAAUUCUAGUGCCUUAGACGUUCCUCAUAUCGGGCUUCAUUCAGCAAUCGUUUGUAUGUACAAAUUUGUUCUUACACACCGAUGGAAUUUCUUAGCCCUGAAGUUUGUCUCAGAGACCAGUGUAGAACCUGGGUAACCCCUGAAUUUAGACACCAAUUGGCCAACACUGAUGUCUUUGCAAACCUGGGUGAUUGCUCGCUACAAGAGGUAGACAAUAAACGUUGGAGUGAAGGAAUUACAAAUAACCAUCAGGCUUUGCCUGUGCCUUUCAGGCAAUUUUGAGAGCUACAAAAUUUCAGGGGCAUGUAAGAACAAAUUUGUAGGCAUGUCUUUAUGCAUGCCCAAUAAUCCAGGUAAGAAAAUUACAGAAAGUUUAUUUAGUUCAUCUGCACACAAACAUUUGAGAAACGUUUCAUCACUCAUCUAAUUCGACCUCUUCAGUCUCAACUGACUGCAGGUAUUCCCCACUCUUAUAAACAAUACAGUGGCAUAACGACUUUAAAUAAGGAUCGGUUUCAGUUUUCAGUCGUUAUGCCACUGUAUUGUUUAUAAGGGUGGGGAUACCUGCAGUCAGUUGAGACUGAAGAGGGCACUUAGAAUGAGUGAUGAAAUGUUUCUCAGUGAACAUUGUGUGCAGAUGAACCGAUUCAACUUUGUGUGAAAUUUGUAGGUACGAACGAUUGAUGAACGAGGAUCAAGUGUCCGCGU